UGCACUGUUUCAUGCACAUUACGAGAGCCCAAUGAAAAUUUUUGUUUGCUAAAAUUAAUACGGCUGAACACUUGGAAAAACCAAAUUCGCUUCAUCUCCAGGAGCUUGUCACUUCACGGUUCGAAAACGCCUUUCUACUGCUGACAAGGAUCGUUAGUUUCGUCGAUUUCGCUUGAGUCGCUCUACAGAUUCGGCCAGGGCGAGAAGAGAGAAGGAAAGAAUACCUCUUCGAGAGAUAGAUCUUUCUCUCACGGAUGGGAGUCCACAGGUUGCCAAACUUUCCGCGUCAGAUAUCCGACCGUCCGUACAUUUACCUUACGUCCUCGUGAGGGCGAGGAGCGCGGAGGGUGGUUGCGCGGAACGGAAUCUGUGUCGCGCCGGGUCGGUCGCGGCCCCACCGCCGUCGCCGGGAUCGCGCGCUCUCAUCAGUGUCCACCCAGCCCCGUUGCUCGGCGGAGGCCGCCGAGCGCCGUCCACCCACGCGUCCCGUCUCGAGUCGCGUUUCCGCGGCGGGUAUUUCCCGCGUGUCAUUCCUCAGGAUCCUCGCGCGCCUAUACUACACUGCCCACACGACCCACACGUGAGGUCGAUAACCCCGCGAGGAAGCUCGGACUUCUGCUGAGUACGUUGCACCUGCUUCGAGAAAGUCAGCGGACGCUUUCAAUCGCCUCGCCUUCCUGUUCGCGCCGCACGCGCAGAGAUUUCAGCGACCAACGAGAUUCUACGGACCAAUUGAUCUUCUGUGAUAUUUUGUCGAAUAUUUCACGAAAAAAUUUAACAUCAACGGUGCUGAUUCGCGUUUAUUAACGGGAUUUCAGGCGCGCCGGGACCAAGCAGCAGCAUUCGCCCGUAUAAUCGCGGCGCAGCGAUGUUCAACCUCUACCAGAGCUUAAACAAGAAGGACGAUGGUGACGGGCAGCGAAACCGCGAGUCCGAGGUGACCGGCCACGACAGAUUCUGUCAACAUCGUACCGGUCACUCGAGCACCCGUCGCCGUCGUCGCGCUGUCAAUCGCAGGACGCAGAGCGCCACUGAGCUGAAUGCCAGGGCGAUGAGCACGGCACAGGGCUCGUUGCGACGGGGUCGCAGCGUGAGCACAGAGGACGAUAACGAGAGCGAGGACGACAAGGGCCAUCAGCUUGCGAACAAGCUGGACAAUCUGGCGCGGCUACUCUUCAGCCGCGUGUCAGCGGCACGGGGAUACAAGGAUCAGGGAGACGUCAAGAACGGCCGUUACACGGCGUUAAAUCACGGUUCGAAAUCUGUCAGCGAGGAUGGAGUUGAAUAUAUGGAAAUGGAGAAGAGAUCCCGCGAUCGUGCUUUAUCAAUCUGCAGUGAUUAUAUCGAGAAAACGCCGCGUUUCACUCUCAUCAAGCAGCUCAACAACAUCGGAUCAAGAGUGGAUAAGUUUUGGUUUAUGGUGAAAGACACAUCAUUGAAGACAGACCGACUGUUGACUUUGGUGCCAUUAAAUCGGAACUGUCCGCUGACUGUCUGCCCCUCAACCAAAGACAUCUUGAACAAUCUGUUCCUGGCUUUACAACAUCCUUACAUCUGCCCUGUCUUUCAAGUCGACUUUCUUGAAUAUGAGGACCAAACGUACAUCGUCCUGGUACAGCCCAUCAACCAAAACAGCCUCAAGGAUUUAAUAUAUGGUAUUGAACGAAACUGCUGGACCGAAGACUGGAUUCAUAAGUAUGCCGCACGAGGUAAGAGACUCACACUACCACAAGUGCAACGAAUGGGACGACAGAUAUUGGAAGCAUUGGUGUUCCUGAAGGAACGAGGAUUCCCAACGGUGACUCAUCUCCAUGCGGGCAACGUGUUGAUUCAGAACGGCGUUGCAAGACUUGCCGGUUUGGAAAAUACACUUCUAGGUUUCACCAGCCGCGUACAUCCCAUUGUGACGUCCCGAUUAACGCACUCCACUUCGAUCGAUAUUAUAUGCUUCGGACACAUGCUAUUCGAGAUGUGUGCCGGCUACGAAUUAUGUACCUUUAGACCAUCUGCCGUCCAGCUAUCAGAUAUCAAGAUGUAUCCGCAGGUCGUGAGGUUUCUCGAAUUGAUAUUUACGGAAUCAGAAAAUCAUUUUACCAGUAUAGAGGAGUUGCUGAUCCAUGAUCUCUUUAGGAAUAUUGAUCUCCGCGAGAUGCGAUGCGCAGCCGUAACCGUAUUUCGUCCGACUCUGACACCCUCCAUAAUGAGCCUGCUUGACGGCAUUAAACGGCAAGACGCUGGAAAAAGCUGGCAUAAGACACGCUCUAUAAGCGAUGUCCAUUUAACGCGCAGAUUUUGAAUUGCGAGUAUUGACAGCGAGGACGGUGCAUCGCUAAACAGCUUCAACGGAUCCUUACUCACGCAGAUAUACAACGAGCUUUCACAAACAGCUUUAUAAUGUGGGAACAAAAUCUAUAUAUACAUAUAUACAUAUAUUUUAUCUCAAAAAAUGCACGUUCCUAUUAUAUUUGCAAAGUGCCAAGAAAACGAUUAACCCGUCGCUAAUUCUACCAUGUAUUAUAAUAAAAGCAUGUUAUAGAAUUUAUA
This is a messenger RNA of Solenopsis invicta (red fire ant), 2544 nucleotides long. It is a transcript of the gene Slob, whose product is annotated as slowpoke-binding protein. The coding region runs from base 869 to 2296 and encodes 475 amino acids. The transcript is spliced from 11 exons. NCBI's taxonomy places the organism in Eukaryota, Metazoa, Arthropoda, Insecta, Hymenoptera, Formicidae. The record is from RefSeq and is a predicted model, not a curated record.